UCAAAAAAUAAUUUGCUACCAUAAGCAGCUUGUUCCGCUCUAUUUCGUUCAAAAAAAUAAGAUAAACUAAUCCAAAGUUAUUCGCUCAAAAGAUGCUAUUUCAUUUCUAACGCAGUUUGAAUUAAUUUUUACCUCGACAGCUAAUGGCUGAAGGUGUUGCUGAGUUAGAGGAAGGGGCUUCAUUGAUUUUGCAACCAAGAACUCCGGUUGUUAUAAAAACUGAUGUUCUGUUUGAAAGUCAAUAUAAAGCACUCGAUGAACUUGGAAAAGGAAAAUUUGGAGUUGUAAAAAAAUGUCAAUCCAAAGCAGGCGGAGAAUUUCUAGCUGCAAAGUUUAUCAGAAAAACACCAUCUUCGAAAUCAGAAGUUCUCAGGGAAAUCAAAAUGAUGAAUAUGCUCCAUCAUAAAAGAUUAAUUCUGCUUCAUGAUGCAUUCGAAACGCCAAAAGAGAUGAUUGUCAUCAUGGAGCUUGUUACAGGUGGAGAACUUUUUGAGAAAGUGGUAGAAGAAGAUCAUUUAACAGAACGACAGGUUAUUCGUUACAUGAAGCAAGUCUUUUACGGUGUUCAACAUAUGCACAGCAAAAAUAUGGUACAUUUGGAUUUGAAACCAGAAAACAUACUGUGUUUGAGUGGAGGUAAACCUGGUUACGAAGAGAUUAAACUUAUCGAUUUUGGUAUGACUAGAGUCUUGAAGCCAGGUGAAAAAGAAACUGCAAUGUGUGGAACUCCUGAGUUUGUUGCUCCAGAAGUAAUUAGUUUUAACCCAAUCACAUUGGCAGCUGAUAUAUGGUCUAUUGGUGUAAUAACAUAUGUUCUAUUAAGUGGUAUAUCACCAUUUAUGGGUGAUGAUGACACUGAAACAUUAAAUAAUGUCACUACAGGGGUGUAUGAUUAUGAAGAUGAAGAUGGAACUUUUGAUAAUAUCUCUGAUGAUGCCAAGUUGUUUAUUGACGAAUGCUUGACACUUGACCCGAGAAAACGAUUAACAAUUGAUGAUGCUCUAUCACAUAAGUGGAUAAAAAAUGAAGGAAGCGAAAAAAAACUAAACACUGCAAAUUUAAAAAAAUUUAUUGCACGUAGACGAUGGCAGAGAACUAUGAAUACAAUUAAAGCUGUUAGUCGUCUUGCAGGUGGUUUGAAUAUAAAAGGAACCACUAGCGCAUGUAUGCUGGGAUGUAGUGAUUUUUUAAGCAGAGUGAAAAUACAAGACUCUUUAGAAAAAGAGCAAGAAAAACGUUCUGAAGAAGAUGUUGAAAGUUUACAAAAGAAUAUUGACUUGAAGUGUGAUGAAAAAAAAGAUCAGAAUGAAAAUGACGUUGGUAAAAGAAAAGAUCAUGGGGAUUCAAAAUCUUCUAGGCUGAUAAAACAAGAUCAAGUUGACGACAAGAAAAUACAAAAUAAAAUUAGUGACAAAACAAAACAAGAUCAAAUUAAUGACAGAAAAAAGCAAGAUCAAAAUGAUGACAGAAAAAAACAAGAUCCAAUUAAUGACAGGAAAAAGCAAGAUCAAAUUGAUGACAGGAAAAAACAAGAUCAAAUUGAUGAUAGGAAAAAGCAAGAUCAAAUUGAUGACAAGAAAAAGCAAGAUCAAGUUGAUGAAAAGAAAAAGCAAGAUCAAAUUGAUGACAAGAAAAAGCAAGAUCAAAUUGAUGAAAAAAACAAACAAGAUCAAGAUAAUGACGUAAAAAAACAAGAUCAAAUUGAUGGAAGGAAAAACGAUGGAACUGCAUUGCAUUUAGAAGAUAAAUUAAAGGGUGAAGAUUUUGAGGAUAAUGAUAGCGAAGAAAGAAAGUUAAAACGGGAAGAGGAGAGAAAACGCCGACAAGACGAACGUAAUAUCAAAAAUUCCGUAAUGCAAAAGUCAGAUUCGUUACCGAUGGAUAUCAACGAAAAUGUGAUCCCUGAAGCAAGUAUUGAUGAAAAUAAAAAUCAUGUUCUAAGCAACUCCUUGUUGCCUAACGGAGUAAAACCUUCAACGACCUCAUGUUCUACUUCCACGACAUAUUUGACUUCCUCAACUUCGUGCUUGGUUUCUAAAACAAAUAAAGAUUUAGGUACGAAUAAAGUUUCUCACAAUGUUUUGAGAAAAGUGGAACUUGCGGAUGAAGUCAGAACGAACCGAAGUCAAAGUUUAACGUCGCCGUCUACUAUGAAAAGAAAUCAGAUGCCUUCAGGUAACGUAAAGGAUAGAGCUGCUGCAUUUCAACAAGGUGAUGUGUUUUGGAAGAAUAAACGAUAGAUAAAGAUUAUUUUCUCAUGUUUUUUCAUGUUAUUUGACUGCCAGCCAAUAACUUUUAAUUUAUCGACAUCAGUUUGCUGUAAUACUGUAGAAACUGUAAAUAAAACCUAUGACCUUUAUUACAUUUUAAAUUAUGAGAAGUUUUAAAGUGAAAAAUGUCUUCUGGUUUGUUAAAACUGUUUUUUUUUUUUUUUUUUUUGCUGAUAUGCUGGCUAUUGACAGUUCGCUGCAAAGAAGUUUUAUCUAAAAAAAUGUGGAAUGUAUAUUUUUUUUAUUUAAUCUGCACUUCUUUAUUUCAAAGAAAUAAAAAUUUUAAAAAUGUAAUUGAUGCAUAAUAAUUAUUUAUGAUAUUUAAUUAUGCAUAUAUUGGUUAGUAUUUUUUUAUCUUUGUAGAUUAAUUUUACUGUCAGAAUAUUUCAAAUCUUUUA
Messenger RNA from Hydra vulgaris (swiftwater hydra), 2668 nucleotides. RefSeq names its product calcium/calmodulin-dependent protein kinase type IV. Gene Ontology annotation, cellular component: nucleus. Lineage: Eukaryota; Metazoa; Cnidaria; Hydrozoa; Anthoathecata; Hydridae. Gene Ontology annotation, biological process: positive regulation of apoptotic process; intracellular signal transduction; protein phosphorylation. The record is from RefSeq and is a predicted model, not a curated record. Gene Ontology annotation, molecular function: ATP binding; protein serine/threonine kinase activity.